AUGAAAAUGUGGGAAGAAUGGGACGAUGAAUACUUUACAAAGAUUUUUUUUGAUUGGAACAUAUUCAUUAAAUAUUCAAAAGAUAAUGAAUUUAAAGAUUUAGAAGAAAAUGUAAAGAAAGAACUUAUGAAUUCGAAAAAUUUUAAUUUAAAUGAAGAAGAUGACAAAGAUACUGAAGAUAAUGUUUUGUUAAUACUUCGUUCUUUUAUUAAAGAAAAAAAAUAUAUUGAUGUUUCUGAUUACUUGGUUAAUAUUAUUUUAAGGUGGAAUUAUUAUACAAGUUUAAGAAGUGAAAAAGAGUUAGAUUUAAAUUCUGUAAAGAAUAGAUUAAAAAUAGAUUUAGAUAUACGUCCGUUGCCGGAUGUUUAUAAUAAUUUUGAAGAAUAUUUUUAUACAUAUUUCCCUUUAUUUUUAAUAGAAACACAACAAUUAAUAAAUAAUAAGAAAGAAAAUGAUGAUGUGGCAGAAUAUGAUGUGACUAUAGUAAAUGAUAUGAAAGAAAUGUUUAAUUUUGAUUUCUGCAUUAACAUAGCAUUCGAUAAUUUAAUAUAUUCUAACAUUUUUUAUGGUGAUCUUGUUUUAUUAAGAUUUAUACCCAAAAAAACAGCAAAAACAGAUUCAAAUCAUUUAUGCACUCCUGUAUUUUCAAAAAAAAACACAGAAAUACUAUUAAAUUCUUCACAAAAUAAUGAAAAUGAUAAUUUAUCUGUAGAUUCUUAUUCUUCAUGUGGUAAUUCUCAGAAAUCAUUAGAUAUUGAAGAAACGGAAAAUGAUAAGAAUUCACCCAUUUUUUAUGACGGAUGUGAAAAUAAUAAGAAAAAUUUUAUAAAUUUUAAAAAAGAAAUUGAAAAGGAUGAAAAACUAAGAGAAAGUAAUAAUUAUGAUAAAACAUGUUAUAAUGAAUUAAAAGAGGAAAAAAAUAAAAAUCCUAAAAAAAAUAACUUCAACAAGGAGGAAACAAUGAAUAAUAGCAUAUCUUACAAUAAUUUAGGGGAAGAAAAAAAUGAUGAUACUAAUGAUGAUAUAUACAUGAUUAGAAAAUAUUGUGUACGACAUUUAUUAGGUUAUGUAGUUUCAAAAAAUAAGGAAAAUAUUAAAAUUAAAUUCAAUUUAAAUUGUAAAAAUUUUGACAUUAUUGAUAAAGUAAGGAAAGACAUAAUUUAUGAAAUUUUCUGUAGAGAGAAGUUAAGUGACUACUUUAUCCGCUUAUCAAAAGUAACGAGUUUAAUUUCAACACUUAAACUAUUUAAUUGUUUAUUUAAUUUUAGGAAUUCUUCCAUAUUAGGUGAAGUUAUUGAAAACGAAGAUAAAAAUAGCUUUGUCUGCAAUUCAAAACAAGAAAAAAAACGUAAAAAAAACGAAGUAGUUAAUGACGACGAUAAUGAAAAAAUAGAAAUUAAUAAGGAAGUAAAAAUGAACAAAGAUAAAGUUUUAAAAUACAAUAAUAAUGAAAUACAAAAUAUUCAUUUAAAUGGUCAAUUAAACGAAGAUUAUUUAAAAGAGAAAAUUAAACACUAUUUAAAAAAAUUUAGAUUAUCAGUAGAAAAAAAUGAAGAAAAAAUUAUUCUUAAAGACGAUGAGCAACAUACCCUUAUUGAGAAUAAUUAUGAUGAGUGCAAUGAAAGCAAUUUUAGUGAGAAUAGUUUUAGUGAAAAUGAUUUCAAUGUAAUUAAUGAAAAUAAUGGAAUAACAGGAAAAAAAAAUUAUAAAAAAAAUUUUAAUCAAUAUAGAGGUUUUAAAUAUAUACCAUUGUUGUUAAAAAAAAAAAUUUUAAAUAUGUAUAAUAAAUAUCAACUAAGAGCUAUCAAUAAUAGUAUUAUAAAUGAUGGAAUAACUCUAAUUCAAGGUCCACCAGGAACAGGAAAAACUACUACAAUUUUAGGUAUAAUUAGUGCAUUAAUUUUUUUUCAAACAAAUGAAACGGAAACAAAAGAAUCAUUUAAAAAUGAAUAUUUGUCUACUAAUAAUUUAGAAAAUGGAAAAAAGAGAAAAAGUCCAUAUGCUUGGCUAAAUUAUGAUAAAAACCAUGAUUACUGUUAUAUUAAUGAAAAUUGUUUUGAUGCAAUGGAAUAUGAAGAUUUUCAUCAUUUUCAAGAAAAUAAUGAAGAGGAAAAUAAAAAUUUUUUUCAAAUAAAUAGAAAUAAAAACAAUAAAAAUGAAAAUAAUUAUGCAUAUGCUAUACACCUCAGUAUUAUGAAUGCAUCAAACAGAACAUCAAAAUUCAAUGAGAAACUAAGUGAGAAUAUAAAUGAAGAAGAUAUUCAUAAAAAUAAUGAAAAUAGAAUAAAAAAUGUAAUAGGUUUAACAGAAUCAUAUUAUUAUUCCUAUGUAAAUAAUGAUUAUUCAUUAAAAAAAACAGACCCUUUAGAAAAAAAUUUAAAUGAAAAAUACGGCUACUCUUAUUAUGUUAAAGAUAUAAAUACAGAAAUAAAUCAAAAUGAAAAUUUUGAGAAAAAUAAGUGUGAUGAGAAAACAAAUAUUGACAAAAAUUUUAUGAAAAAUAAUAUAAAGCAUGAAGAUUUUAAUGAAAAACAUAUAAAUAAAGAUAAAAAUGAAAACAGUGUAAAAAACGAUAUGAAGGAACAAAAAAUAAAUAAAUUGAAUUUAUUAAAAAACAAGAAAAUUUUGGUUUGUGCUCCAUCUAAUGCAGCUAUAGAUGAAAUAUUAAGAAGAUUAAUUUCAUCAAAUAGAGGAAUAUUAGAUGAAAAUGGAAAUCCUUUUAAUCCUAUCGUGACAAGAAUAGGAGGAAAUGUAAGUACAGAUUUAUUAGAAUUUAGUCUAGAAUUUAAAGAACAACUAUUUUUACUAUUAAAUAAAAAUGAUGAAAACAAGUUUAUCAAAAGAAAUCUUUUAAAAACAUCUACUAUUAUAUGUUCUACUUUAUCUUCUAGUUCUAAUACUUCAUUAAUUAAUUAUAUAGAUUAUUUUGAUGCAAUUAUCAUUGAUGAAGCGUCGCAAUCUGUUGAAUUAGAUAUAUUGAUCCCUUUAUCAUUUUCUUGCAAAAAAAUUAUAUUAGUAGGAGAUCCAAAGCAACUAUCAGCUACUGUUUUUUCUUUAUUUGCUAAGAAAUAUAAGUAUUCUAGAUCACUUUUUGAAAGACUACAAAAAAAAUAUAAAUUGAAUAAAUCAAAAUAUAAUUUAUUAUCUAUUCAAUAUAGAAUGCAUCCAGAAAUUUCACAUUUUCCCAAAAAAUAUUAUUAUAAGAACAAAAUUACUGAUGCACCAUAUUUUCUAUUUAUACUACUUAAAGAAAUAGAAAUAAAUAAAUACAUUAAAGGAAUAAAAAAUAAAGAAAAUGGAUACAUAAAAAAUUUAUGUAAUUUCAACUUAUUUCACUUCAUUGAAAAUAAUUUUGGUAACUUACCUAAAAAUUUUAAUGACAUAACUUUAUGUAAAAAAAAUCAAGGGUUAAUUGACUGGUUCUUUAUACCUUUAUUACAGCAUAGUGUAUUUUACGAUAUAUCAUUUUCUAAACAAAAAAAAAUUAGAAAUUCAUAUAUUAAUAUUGAUGAAAGUGAAGUUGUUUUACAAUUUAUUGAAUUUUUAGAUUAUAUUUUUACUUCAGAAAAUGUACAUGAGUGGUAUAGAAGAAUCGGUAUCAUAACCCCAUAUUCUACAGAAAAAUAUUUUCUAAAAAAGGAAUUAAACGUCUUUUUUACAAAAAGAGGUUACAAAAAUAAUAUUUCUAAUUUUAUUGAUAUAGGAACAGUGGAUGGAUUUCAAGGAACAGAAAAAGAUAUUAUAAUUUUUGUAUGUGUAAGAACAAAAGGAUCUUUUAAAAAAAAAAAAAAAAAAAAUUUAAUUGAUGAAAAUGAGGAUAUGUUAAACUUUAGUUCGGAAUCUUCUAUAGAUGAAACGGAUCAAUCGAAUUUAUUUUUCUCUAAUUACAAAAGAUUAAAUGUGGCUUUAACUAGAGCUCGAUAUAAUUUAUUUAUUUUCGGAAACUGUAGCUUUUUAAGAAAUUGUGAUGCAUGGAAUAAAAUUAUUCAACAUUAUAGAAUAAAUAAAAAAAUUAUUAAAAUCAAACAUAAAAUUUUUGUUAACAAAAUGAAAAUUUUAUCAGAUAAUAUUAAUGAAGAGAACUUAUUUGAUGAUAAGCUGCAAUUAUUUAAUAAAAAAAUUGAAAAUUCAUUCUAUAACAAAAAUAUUAUUGAUUACAAUUUUUUAUUAAGUAAUGAAAAAGAAGAUCCUCCAUUUGAUUUAAAGAAUUUUCUUUAUUCUAGUGAAAUAAACCAAAGUGAAAGUGUAACAGAAAAUGAAAGUAAUGAUAGAAAUAUUUAUUCUAUUGAAACAAAAGUACAAACAAACAAUAAUCAAAAAGAAAGCGAUAUCAUCAAUUUUUUUAAAGAAUUAGAUAUUGAUCAUGAUGAAAUAUUAGAUGAUUCAAAUUGUUCAACAGGUGAGAUAAAAAAAGAAGACAUAGAGAAUAAUAAGGAACACAAAGAAUUUUCGAAAAAGGAAAAAAUAAAAGGGAAAUAUGAAGUAAGUGAAUAUAAAGAGGAACAAAAAAGAGAAAAAAAUGAAAAAGAGGAUGAAGAUAAAUAUGGAAAUGAAAGAGAUGAAAAUUUAUUAGAUAAAAAUAAUAUUAUUACGAACAAAUCAAGAGAACAAAUAAAAUUUACAAGCAUUGAAAAAAAUAAUGAUAGAGAGGAAAAUAUAUUAGUAGAAAGAAGUAAAGAAGAGCAAAUAAAUGACUUAAAUUUAGAAAAUACAAAAAUACAUACAUUAUCAUUGCAUAAUACAACUAAAGAGGAUGUUAAUGUUGCAUUCAAUAAAACAACCAUUAUGAAAACAUGUGAUUCUCUUAGUAUUAAUGAAAAUGAGAGUAAAAUAGAUUCCGUUUCACAUGAAAAUAAAAUAUAUUUAAGGAAUCAUAAUUACUUUAUUGACACACUUUAUAAUUAUUGUAAAUCAAAUAAAGAAUUAUAUAUAGCAAUGAAAAGUAUUUUACCUAAUUUUUGUGAAAAUUUUUUAUAUAAACACAAUUUUUAA
This is a messenger RNA of Plasmodium relictum, 4992 nucleotides long. Its product is annotated as DNA2/NAM7 helicase, putative. NCBI's taxonomy places the organism in Eukaryota, Apicomplexa, Aconoidasida, Haemosporida, Plasmodiidae. Bases 1 to 4992 code for a protein of 1663 amino acids. Gene Ontology annotation, molecular function: helicase activity. The transcript has a single exon. The record is from RefSeq and is a predicted model, not a curated record.